Petromyzon marinus (sea lamprey) is the source of this 1664-nucleotide messenger RNA. Its product is annotated as olfactory receptor 2D2-like. Gene Ontology annotation, biological process: detection of chemical stimulus involved in sensory perception of smell; G protein-coupled receptor signaling pathway. The record is from RefSeq and is a predicted model, not a curated record. NCBI's taxonomy places the organism in Eukaryota, Metazoa, Chordata, Hyperoartia, Petromyzontiformes, Petromyzontidae. Gene Ontology annotation, cellular component: membrane. Gene Ontology annotation, molecular function: odorant binding; olfactory receptor activity; G protein-coupled receptor activity.
UAUUAUAUAUGUGCCAUAUAGAGCACUAUUAUGGCUUCUUAAAAUACUUUGUAAAGAAUUAAGUUGAAACUUUUUCAAAAUAACUAAAACAUCACCCAAUUGCUUCUAAUGCGGGUCACCCCCCAACCCGAGGUGUACAUAUCACAUUACGAGCUAACAUUCACUCAAAAAGACUCCUCAGGGCAAUGGGUAAAUCCGCAGGGUGCUGCAGCACGCACCAGGCAGCGCGGAACCUCCCAUCGCGCCUGAAGGCUCACGGUCACGUGGUCCCCAAAACGCAUAUAAAUCAGCAGAUUCCACGAGCAUCACUGAUCUGCUCUCAGUUCAAGCAACCGAAAGCAAGAUGCAGUAGCAGAAGCAAGGCAUUGAUGGAGAACAGAAGCUCCGUGCUCUACCUCGCCACAUUUGAGGCCCCGUACCCUGUGCAGGUGCUCAUAUUCAGCCUGUGCCUUGCGAUGUACCUAACUAUAAUUGCAGCCAACAUGCUGGUGAUUUUGAUGGUGGCAGUGUCCACAGACUUACACAAGCCCAUGCACAUAUUUCUGUGCAAUCUUGCGAUUGGCGACAUCAUUGGCAGCACAAGUGGCUUUCCCAAACAGCUGCACAUCCUCCUGACGGGCAACAGAGAGAUCCUGUACGUGUCAUGUGUCGCACAGAUGUUCACAGAUCACAUAUUCAUCCUAAAUGAGGUGUUUACAUUGGCUGUUAUGUCUGUUGAUCGCUACCUGGCCAUCUGCUACCCAUUGCACUACCACACCAAGGUUACUGCAAAGAGAUCCAUUUUCACGGCAUUACUAUCCUGGCUGAUUGCAAUGGGUACAGUCAGCGUUCAAGUGAUCAUCAUCCUUCAAGUUAAAUUGAAGGAAAAUGACAGACAAAUCCAGGGUAUAGCAUGCGACAAUAUGGGAAUAUCAAAGUUAGCCGUCGGUGACGCGAGCAAAGUAGAAUCUUACGGAAUAUCAAUUAUCGUGAUGUGCAUUGGCGUUCCUCUCUGUGUCAUUGCGUACACCUACGUUCGGAUUAUUGUCGUGUGCAAGCGCUCGAGUUCCUCCGAGUUCAGGACAAAGGCUCUGUACACAUUUGGCACGCAUUUCAUGGCACUUGCCAUCCUUUUCACGUCCAUAUUUCUAAACGUCCUCGUGCCGCGCUUUGUGAAGGAUGAGAACAAUGAAGGCACGCGAAACCUGAGAUCCGUCAUCCAGUUGGUGUUCUUUCUCAUCCCCGCUGCGAACGUGCUCAUUUACUGCGUGCGCAUGAGUGAGCUGAGGAUCGCAAUUGAUAAGCGCUUCAAGAAGAUCUCGCGUAAGAUGCAUUUCUGUCCGACGAUGAAAGUUCAUGUUUUCGGUCGCGGUUGAAUCAUGUCUCAGGCCAAGUACAGAAGUCCCAAUUUUUGUUCACGUAGCGAGUACAAACUUGUAUUAGCACUACCGAGUGCACAUUUGAUGGCACAACGUACACCAUGGUACCUAGGUGUUACAUUUUAUAGCAUACGAAUUUGUGCUUGCUGUGCAGUUAAAAGUAUCCACUGUUGAGUAAGAGACCUUCAUAUCCGUGAAGCUGGAUAUAACAUGUUGACUUAAAGCUUUCGUGACUGCAGGAAUUCAUACUCUUUGGGUCCGUCGGUAAAGUCACGUAGAUAUAUAUAUAUUUUUUAAUCACGACGU